GUUGUAAUCAACAGCAGCAACCAGCCCGCUGCGUUUAGCAAUCCAACAUGUCUGCGCCCUGUCGGAUGCUGCUAACGGCGUGAAGGUGCAGGACAAGUCUCAGUGGAUGGAUUCUCAUUUGACGUGGAGGCAGAUUUAAGGCUUUUGAGACCAGGAUGUCAAAGAUCUCUAAGGCAGCCAAGGCUGUGAAGAAAGUGGAUGCCAGCAGUGUAAUCCGGGCUAUAGUGAGGUCAGGACAAGCAGCCCCCGGCCCCCCACUGGGCCCCAUCCUGGGACAGAGAGGAAUCCCCAUCGGACAGUUCUGCAAGGACUUCAAUGAGAAAACUAAAGAGCUGAAGGAGGGCAUCCCUCUCCCGAUCAAGAUCCAUGUGAAGCCUGACCGAACCUAUGACCUGAAGAUUGGCCAGCCCACGGUGUCUUACUUCCUCAAGCAAGCAGCGGGCAUUGCUAAAGGGGCCGGCAAGACAGGCCAUGAGACGGCAGGGAUGGUGUCGGUGCGGGCGGUGUAUGAGAUUGCCCAGGUGAAAGCUCUGGACGAGUGCUUCAAAAUGAGGAACCUCUCCCUUGAGAACGUCGUCAAAAGCAUCAUCGGCUCGGCGCGUUCGCUUGGCAUUAAGAUUGUCAACGAUCUCUCAUCUGAUGAGUACAAACUUUUCUUGGAGCAGAGAGAGGAGAAGUUGAAAGCUGAUGUAGCUUCCGCUGCAGCCGCUGCAGCUGAAGCUUUGUCGGGCAAAAAGAAAUGAAGACUGCAACACUUUUUAAUAUGUUCCCUCCAUUCCUAUUUGUAUUGCCUCUAUAUGGGAACUACCUUCACACACAAACACUGUUAAUGUUGUGCGUGUCAGUUAAUAAACAGGUAGAUGU
This is a messenger RNA of Cyclopterus lumpus (lumpfish), 864 nucleotides long. It is a transcript of the gene mrpl11, whose product is annotated as mitochondrial ribosomal protein L11. Gene Ontology annotation, biological process: translation. Gene Ontology annotation, cellular component: ribosome; mitochondrial large ribosomal subunit. The transcript has 6 exons. The record is from RefSeq and is a predicted model, not a curated record. Lineage: Eukaryota; Metazoa; Chordata; Actinopteri; Perciformes; Cyclopteridae. Gene Ontology annotation, molecular function: large ribosomal subunit rRNA binding; structural constituent of ribosome. Bases 156 to 743 code for a protein of 195 amino acids.